Messenger RNA from Metarhizium robertsii ARSEF 23, 3060 nucleotides. Its product is annotated as carbonic anhydrase. Lineage: Eukaryota; Fungi; Ascomycota; Sordariomycetes; Hypocreales; Clavicipitaceae. The record is from RefSeq and is a predicted model, not a curated record. Bases 1 to 3060 code for a protein of 1019 amino acids. The transcript is spliced from 7 exons.
AUGGACGACUCAAAGUCGGAGGAGCCGAAGGCCAAAGGCAGACAGAUACGGGACUUUGAUACCUUGUUUGAUCUAGCCGUGCGAAAUGGCUUACGUGAAGAUAAAUCAGACGUCGACUCGCAUUUCGUGUAUCGCAGACUCAAGGGGCAGAGUAUAAAGCGUUUCCCAAAGUCGCUUUUCCCAUGGAAUGCAUACAAGAAGCGAAACCCAGGCGCAACUCCACAACACCUGGACACCUUAAAACACUACACUAAGUUCCUGGGCCUGACUAUGAAAGGCAGAAUAAAAGAAAAUAAUCCGUUUAGUCGGCCAACUACGGACAGUUUACGGGCUGAAAUCCGACGGUUCUGCAGUGCUUGGAAUCGGGAAAAUGUGGCUACCAAUAACUGGAUUCCCAAGGAAGUAAGCGAGUCUAUGGCACCGUACAUUGAGGGGCCAUUGGCCGACGAGAUAGGGUUGCUACGCGGAAAGAGAGGAAAGAUUCCGCGAAAGUACUUCACGCUUGAUAGCUACAAAAAAGUGCAAAGUUUUCAUUGGGAAGAGGACUGGUUUGACUACAUUCAUGAAGGCACCCGAGUCGACAACACAAACAUGAUUAAUGGACACGCCUAUACAUCUGCAAGACUGAGUGAAAUUUGCCAGGCAACAUACAAGGACCUUGAAUGUGUUGUUGGCUAUUAUGACGGGGAGCCCGACAUUAAAUUAAAAUUCACAAGGGAGUUCUGUAAGGCCAAGGACGUAGAUCAGCCCGAGCACCCCUUUCCAGAGAGAAUGAAUACGCCCGAUGGGUUGUACCCCCCUCUAGUUGCCCAGCCAAUUGUACAUUGGCUAGCCAAUAUCGUGUCUUCUCAGGCAUUUGCUCGAUAUCACACGCUUGACCAGAUCCUUGCAAUCAGACCGCCUAAAAACAGCAACUACUGCAUAAUCGAGUGGGCAGAUCAUAUGCUGGACAAGCCAGUGUUCCCGGAAUGGAACCCGGAUGGAAGGUCAGAGAAGACAAGGUGCCCAAAUGCAUGGGGCAGUCAGUCAACCGCGCUAGCUAAGCGUGCUGGCAUGACGAAUGGACUUGGAUUUCAUUCCGUGCGGCGCAAAGCGCUGAUCAACUGCAAUGAUGCUGGGUACUCGCUUGCAUCGAUUCUGAAGUUUGCGUCGCAGAAUAAUACAAAUGUUCUGGUUAACAAGUAUCUGGGAACAGUGUGUUCUAUCGACGGUGUAGCUACGUACCAAGGGCUCCCACCUCGGAACGACCUGGCGGAGGACUUUCUGUCUGCAACAAUGAGAUGGAACCCAGACCUCGCAUUUCGAUUACCUUCGAAGAGAACGGAAGAGAUAAAAGACAGCACUGAGUAUUGUUCCAUGACAGAAGAGAUUGAUAUUUUAACGCAGAGAAUUGCGGCCAAUUCCGAAGGAAACGCUACCGUUCUUAGAGCACAACGAACAACACUGUACAAUAAACGAAAUUCUCUGAUCAAGAAUGAAUUAAGAAAGCUUCAGCUUCAACAGAAGGUUGACUAUGAAACUGAUAAGGCACCAUACGAUGAGACAGACUGGCAUAAAGGUCACUUCAACCGGAUUAAACAUAUGUUGCCUCCGGAGAGACUAAGGCUGGCGACUACGAUGAUGGCUCAAGCCUCACCAAGAAGCCAGACAUGGAUACAAGCCAUUGAGGAUUUGAUAUGUCUCCGUAACUCGGAUUGCAAAGUGGCAUAUCAGAGAGGGCUCCAACCUGUGGAUGGAUUCUGCCCUAUUAGCAGCUGCCGCCAGGAAAUAUCAAGUCUACCAGUUGAGAAACGGUGGAACCAUAUCUACAGAUGCUAUCGAGCUCUAUACACUGGACUGCAUUGCUUUGCCCAAUUCUGUUUCAUGUGCAAUGAAUGGGUUACAAGCAAGUUUGAAUGGCUGAACCACUGUGAAGCUCAUAUAGAGACAAAUAAUGUGCCUUUUCGCUACGACCCAGUCACCUUCCGAUAUGCUACGGCCUGCGCCGGUUAUUGCCCUGUGUGUAUUUGGAAGACUGACCUCCCAGCCGAUGAGAGGCUAAAGCAGUACACAGACCGAAGCGCAUGGAGAAGACACAUUUCAAGGUGCAUCUUAUCAUACAUGAAACAUCAGGAUGACCAACCGAAUCUCAAAUGCCCUGAUGAAAGAUGUCCAAAGGCCUUCCCAGCCCGUCAGGCUUUGUGGCACCAUCUAGACGACGUACACAGCAUACCAACUAUAAGCCAUCAUGACAUGUCAAAGGGGGACACACUUCCAUUUAACCAAGAAAAUCCUAGGCGCGAUCAUAUCCGACUUAUUAAACACAGCAGCCCACCGGAGAUAUCAUCUUUGCGCAUAUCGCCCGAGCGGCAAUCCUGGACCGAUGAACUCAUAAACGAUUCAUCAUCACAAUUUAGCAAACGCGACAGUUGCAUCUGGGAUGCAGAGAGCAUAUGCGCCGCGGACACUCCACUGUCGGAGGUAUACUGUGAUGUCAACGAGAUAGACAUGAAGGAUGAAGAGCACUCUUUGUCAGAGGCUGAUGAUCCGCCAAUAAGCUUCGGUAUUGAGCGGGAGAUUUUAAUUGACCCAAUGCUCUUGUGUGAACACCAUACAGGCCUUGCGGUACAACCCCCCUCAACAAUGUCGUCCAGUUUUGGAGUUGAUGGUAGUGGACAUCGGGAAAGUGAACCAGAGGUUUCUGGAAACGCCACGGAGCAUGAACUGGCGCACGACAAUCAAUACUUUGUUGACCGCUUACUCGGAAAAUGGCGCCACAGGGGCAAGGUCUGGUUUUACUUGAGGUGGAACGAUGGAAGUUAUGGAUUCGAGGAGGAAGUGGACAUCAAUGAAGAUCUUCGAAAGGAUUUCGAAACAAAAGCCUUCACGGGAUUUCACGAAGGCGCUCAUGUAAAGCGUGUAAGAGAACGAAAUGGCAAGACAAGUUACCUGACGGGGUUUCUAGGGUGCAUGGAAGAGUGGGAACUUCCAGAGCAGGCCCUCCACCCAGACUUGGUUGCUAGACAUAAGCCAGCCAAGAAGAGCAAAGGCAAAUCGAAGAGGGGCAGAAAGAAGUCCUGA